Artibeus jamaicensis (Jamaican fruit-eating bat) is the source of this 904-nucleotide messenger RNA. RefSeq names its product NADH:ubiquinone oxidoreductase complex assembly factor 4 (gene NDUFAF4). Lineage: Eukaryota; Metazoa; Chordata; Mammalia; Chiroptera; Phyllostomidae. Gene Ontology annotation, biological process: mitochondrial respiratory chain complex I assembly. Gene Ontology annotation, cellular component: mitochondrion. The transcript is spliced from 3 exons. Bases 188 to 715 code for a protein of 175 amino acids. The record is from RefSeq and is a predicted model, not a curated record.
AUUCACUGUAGGCGGAGAAGCGGCAUGUACCCUCCCAACCGCAAGGGGGCAAACGGCGCGCUUUUAGCGCUGGUUUUCCGGAGCGAGAGCGGGGCGACCGAUUUGCGCAUGCUCGGUGCGUCCCGGGGUCACCCUCGCCGGGAUUCCCACGUGCGGUGUGAACCUGAGGGCAUCAUGUUGUGAGAAGAUGGGGGCUGCGGUGAUUCGCGCGAUCAGGAAUGUCAAUCUCGAGAACCGGGCGGAACGGGAAAUCAGCAAGGUGAAGCCCUCUCCCGCUCCCAGGCACCCCGCCACCAAGAGCCACCUGCGAGAUCAGACGAAGAGCCAUCCAGAUAUUAAGAAAGAAAUCGAUAGAAAAGAUGACAAACUGCUGUCAUUACUGAAAGCUGUGUAUGUUGAUUCCAAAGAUCCUCCUAUGUCUUCUAUGCAGGUAGAAGAUGCUGGAACACGUCCAGAGCCAAAGGAGUUCCGAUUGCCCAAGGGCCAUCACUUUGACAUAAGUAUUGAGAACAUUCCCAAAGGCAAAAUUUCCAUUGUAGAGGCACUGACACUUCUCAACAAUCAUAAACUUCAUCCAGAUACAUGGACUGCUGAGAAAAUAGCAGAAGAAUACCAUCUAGAACAGAAGGAUGUAAAUUCUCUUCUCAAAUAUUUUGUUACUUUUGACGUCCAAGUCUUCCCUCCUAGAGACAAGAAAGCAAUACAGUCAAAAUGAAGGAAAUCAUGAAGUUAUUUUUCUAUGUACUCCCUGUCCCCUUGCCUUGUUUGUCUUCUCAUUUUUAGCAUAUUAAAUUAUAUACCUUACCUAAUGUUUAAAGCUUCCUCCUUGUGAGAGCAUCCUAUUUAUUGAGCUCUGCUGCAUUUUUAGGACUACUGAUAAAAUAAAUUUUGUUUUCAACUUUAA